Ochlerotatus camptorhynchus is the source of this 1318-nucleotide messenger RNA. RefSeq names its product recombination repair protein 1-like. Lineage: Eukaryota; Metazoa; Arthropoda; Insecta; Diptera; Culicidae. Gene Ontology annotation, biological process: base-excision repair. Gene Ontology annotation, molecular function: DNA-(apurinic or apyrimidinic site) endonuclease activity; DNA binding; endonuclease activity. Gene Ontology annotation, cellular component: nucleus. Bases 16 to 1122 code for a protein of 368 amino acids. The record is from RefSeq and is a predicted model, not a curated record. The transcript is spliced from 3 exons.
CAUUGACUAAUUCGUAUGAUACUACCUAUUGUUACUACGUUAACCGCGGAACACGUUGGGAGAUUUCACCGUAAAACAAAAAAAAUCGUAAAUCUUCAUGAAAGAUACGCAGCCAACAAUAAACCUUCAGCCAAGAGCACCAAAGCAUCGAAAAAACGGACCACCGCACCGAAAGAACCGGAGGCCGAUGAUGUCGUCAAACCGUUGGAUGGGGUGACCCAGCGAAAAAAGUCGAAAGCGGAUGGUGCACCAGCCGCGAAGAAACCCAAGGCCGAAAAGAAAACGGCUACUCCGAAAGUGAACAAGUCAGCUACCGAUUAUUCCAAGCUGAGCUUCGACCUCCCAGAGAAAGAGUUCAAUUUCAAAAUAUCCAGCUGGAAUGUGGCAGGCCUGCGCAGCUGGGUCGGAAAAGCCGGACUUGAGUUCUUCGAGCACGAGAAUCCCGAUAUCAUGUGCAUACAGGAAACCAAGUGCACCGACGAUCAGCUGCCGGAGGAAGCCCGUCACAUCAAAGGCUACCAUCCGUACUGGCUGUGCAAUCCGGGUGGCUACGCUGGGGUGGCCAUUUAUUCCAAGAAAAUGCCGAUUAAUGUUACGUAUGGGUUAGGAGAUGCCGAGCAGGAUGCUGACGGUCGACUGCUGACGGCGGAGUACGAGAAGUUCUUCUUGGUCUGUGUAUACGUACCCAAUGCAGGGCGUCAGUUGGUAACCCUUCCGAAAAGAAUGCGAUGGGACGAAAAGUUCCAUCAGUACCUGAAGGAUCUGGAUAAUAAAAAGCCGGUAAUCUUGUGCGGCGACAUGAAUGUGGCCCACGAGGAAAUAGAUCUGGCAAAUCCGAAAACAAACAAGAAGAAUGCCGGCUUCACGAAGGAAGAACGAGACGGAAUGACCAAGCUGCUUUCGUUGGGCUUUGUCGAUACAUUCCGUCGGCGGUACCCAGAUCGGAAAGGAGCGUACACCUUCUGGACUUAUAUGGGUAAUGCGAGGUCGAAGAACGUGGGCUGGCGUUUGGAUUAUUUCCUAACAUCCGAGCGGCUCGACGGUAAGGUGGUGGACAAUGUGAUUCGCUCCGAAGUAUAUGGUAGCGAUCAUUGCCCGUUAACGCUGUUUCUCAAAAUUUAAGUGACCUACCUACAACCUAUGUUUUAUGUUUGAAUUGGAUUUCGAUUAUAUUGUACCUUGCAAGUUUAUAUGGAAGUGGCUCGAAAACAGGUAGGAUGUUACAUAUGGUGACCACUUUGUGUUUUAGUUUUAGGAUACCGUCUUUGGACUUAUUUAACCUACACGUAUUAAUCAAUAAAAUUAUACAAAGCACAUG